UGACAGGCAGGAGCUUAAAUACCAGCCCAUGAGGAAGCUGAGCUGAUCUUAAUGAUAGGGCAGCCGCGGCGGCCACAGCACAGAGGUAGUCGGAGGAGGUGGAGGAGCAGAAGCCCCAAGAACUCACAGGUGCUCCUGAGGGGUAAAUAGCUGUGAAGGAGAAAAUACACCUCUGAGUUUUUACCUGUGAUCACAGUAGCACUGAGAGACAGCCUGGGAGCAAGGAGGAAAAGAUUGGUUCCUCACACCAAGAGACAUCAAAGUUGAAAGUUUCAGGUUUUGUUUUUUUUUCUUCGUUUUUUUUUUCUUUUUUCCCCUCCUCUGUUUCAUUUUUCCCACAGUGUGUCACUACAAUGACCAGAAAGCCUGUUGUGGCCACCAUCCCCAAUGGAGGUUACCUGCAGGGGACUGUUAAAGGGGGGCUGCCAUCCCCGGGGGGCAAGGAGCCCCCUGGGCAGGACACAGUGAGGCUGAAGAAGAAAAUCACUUUGCUGAGGGGCAUCUCCAUCAUCAUUGGCACCAUCAUUGGAUCGGGAAUCUUCAUCUCUCCUAAGGGCGUGCUCCAGAACACGGGCAGUGUGGGCAUGUCUCUGAUUGUCUGGACCGCCUGCGGGGUCCUGUCACUGUUUGGAGCCAUGUCCUAUGCUGAAUUGGGAACAAGUAUAAAGAAAUCUGGUGGUCAUUACACAUAUAUUCUGGAAGUCUUUGGCCCAUUACCAGCUUUUGUACGAGUUUGGGUGGAACUGCUCAUAAUCCGCCCUGCCAGCACUGCUGUGAUAUCUCUGGCAUUUGGACACUACUUCCUGGAACCAUUUUUUAUUCAUUGUGAAAUUCCUAAACUUGCAAUCCAGCUCAUUACAGCUGUGGGCUUAACUGCAGUGAUGGUCCUAAAUAGCAUGAGUGUCAGCUGGAGUGCCCGGAUCCAGAUUUUUCUAACCUUUUGCAAGCUCAUAGCAAUUCUGAUAAUUAUAGUCCCUGGAGUUAUGCAGCUAAUUAAAGGGCAAACACAACACUUUAAAGAUGCCUUUUCAGGAAGAGACGCCAGUAUCAUGGGCUUGCCACUGGCUUUCUAUUAUGGAAUGUAUGCAUAUGCUGGCUGGUUUUAUCUCAACUUUGUAACUGAAGAAGUAGAAAAUCCUGAAAAAAACAUCCCCCUUGCCAUAGGUAUAUCCAUGGCCAUCGUCACCAUCGGCUAUGUGCUAAUGAAUGUGGCCUACUUUACGACCAUUAGUGCUGAAGAGCUCUUGCUUUCAAAUGCAGUGGCAGUGACCUUUGCUGAGAGGCUCCUGGGAAAUUUCUCAUUAGCAGUUCCCAUCUGCGUCGCCCUCACCUGCUUUGGCUCCAUGAAUGGGGGUGUAUUUGCUGUCUCCAGGUUAUUCUAUGUUGCGUCUCGAGAGGGUCACCUUCCAGAAAUCCUCUCCAUGAUUCAUGUCCGCAAGCACACUCCUCUGCCAGCUGUUAUUGUUUUGUAUCCUUUGACGAUGGUGAUGCUCUUCUCUGGGGACCUCUACAGUCUUUUGAAUUUCCUCAGUUUUGCCAGGUGGUUUUUUAUUGGGCUAGCGGUUGCUGGGCUGAUUUAUCUUCGAUACAAACGCCCAGAUAUGCAUCGUCCUUUCAAGGUGCCGCUGUUUAUCCCAGCUUUGUUUUCCUUCACGUGCUUCUUCAUGGUUGCCCUCUCCCUCUAUUCAGACCCCUUUAGUACGGGGAUUGGCUUCAUCCUCACACUGACUGGAGUCCCCGCAUACUAUCUCUUUAUUAUCUGGGACAAGAAGCCCAAGUGGUUUAGGAGACUGUCAGGCAGAAUAACCAGAACAUUACAAAUAAUACUGGAAGUUGUACCAGAAGAAGAUUGUCAUAAAUUAUAAAUUAAUGCAUUUGAAAUCUUGGCAAUCUAUCCUUGGCUUUGUUUCUGCCCAAAGGGCUGAAACAAAGUAUGGACAUUCACUUCAUUUUAUGAAAAUCCAGAGGAACUGCGGCUUUGGUGAUGGAAUAAAGGAGUCAGUCAUUUUUAUUCAGAUCUUUUAAUGUAUUCAAACUGGUUUCUAAGAAAUUUAGUUAUAACUCCAUGUAAUUGUAGAAAGCUGAUAUGCAGCUCUACCAUGAGUUCACGUGAUUCUUGUGUCCCUGAUACCUACCUGUUGAGGUGAGGGGAAAAGACUACGGGAUGGACAAUUACCUCAGUGGUCUUUCUCUGUAACAUAUCAUGGCUAAGAAACUUCAAAUUGAAGACUGAGGUGUUUUCUGUAUAUAUAGGUUUUGUAAAAACAUUUUUUACCUACUAUAGAAGGCCAUACUGUGAAAAGUGUUUUCUAUUCUUCUAGAGAAAGAACAAAAAAAGCGUACGUCAACACUAUGGACAGAGGAAAGAAAGAAAUUUAUGUUACAUGGGCAUUGCAUUGCUUCCCCUUUGGUGCCAACUUAGAUGUCAUUCAUCUUUUAAGGGUUAAUACUAACAGCAUUGUGAACAAAGGACAGAGGGGGUAUGCCUAACUUUAAUAAAUACAUUAAAGAAGA
Molecule: messenger RNA, 2514 nt
Organism: Myotis myotis
Lineage: Eukaryota; Metazoa; Chordata; Mammalia; Chiroptera; Vespertilionidae
Gene: SLC7A11
Product: solute carrier family 7 member 11
Exons: 12
Coding region: 354-1865 (503 amino acids)
Biological process (GO): amino acid transmembrane transport
Cellular component (GO): membrane
Molecular function (GO): L-amino acid transmembrane transporter activity
Source: RefSeq, a predicted model, not a curated record